AUUGCUUAGAAUAAGCCUUACUCUGCUCUAUAAAAAUGUCUACAAAAUAGAAUGGUUAACUCACAAUUCUAUGCACUUAGAAGCAUCAAAAUAAUAAUCGUUUCUUUAUCUCUUCCUGGUUCAUGCAAACCUAACAAAGAAGGAUGCCAAAGGAUACCAACAACAUUCUCAUCAGCUUCCUCCUCCUAUGGUCAAUGGCUGGACUAACCGGAGCAGAGAAGAAUGCAGGAGGAAACCCGUUCACGGCAAAGGCCUCUUUAGCCCGUUACUGGAAAUCCCACAUCACCAAUGACUUGCCAAAACCAUCAUUCUUCUUCAACAAAGCAUCCCCACUUAACGCCGUGGAUUUCGCCGUUUUCUCGAAACUCCUAGUUGAACAAAACACCACUUGGUCCACCCUUUUCCAAACUUUAUGCAUCAAGGCCAACCUCCUUUGCUCCUUCCCCGACGUCGUAUCACCCAGCCUCCAGAAACAUGCCGGCGACGUGAAUUUCACCAGUUACACCGGCCGGAGCUUCGCCAAUUACGGCACCGACCAACUCGGCGGAGCUGACUCCUUCAAAAACUACACCAACGAUCAGGCUCCUUCGAACAGCUUCCGCCGUUACAGCCGUGACUCUCUCAAACACGACGAUCUGUUCAAGAACUACGCCCAGGAUGCCAACCUCGGGGAUUCGAUCUUCAACACGUACGGCGGUUCAGCCACCGGGGGCGUCGGGACGUUUACCAACUACCAGGACGGCGUCAACGAUCCUCAACUCACGUUCAGUACCUAUUCCGCCGACGCCGACGGCCGGAUUCAAGGCUUCACCGCCUAUUCCCAUGAAGCAAACAGCGGGAAGCAAGAUUUCAAGAACUACGCGAGAAACGGCAAUGGCGGAGAAAAUGAUUUCACCAGCUACUCCAACGUGUCAAACGCCGUCGUUUCUUCAUUCAUCGGUUACGGCAAUUCCGGCAAUGGGAUUAAGGAUAGUUUCAUAAGGUACGGUUUCGAUAACAAUGUCCCACAGAACAGCUUUUCGAGCUACGGAGAUGCCGGAAAUGGCGCAACGGAAAUAUUUAAGAGCUACAGUGAUCAAGCUGACGUUGGCACGGAUUCGUUCACAUCCUAUGCUAGGGAUUCCAAUGGCGUCAAAGCCAACUUUGAAAGUUAUGGGUUCUCUACUAAACAUGGCCCGGCCCGAUUCACGAGUUAUUCGGAACGCUCCGAAAAUCAGAAGGUUGGAUUCACUACUUACGGAGAGAAUUACGGUUUCAAAAGGUAUGCCAAAACGGGUGUCACGUUUGAUAAUUACCUCAAUAAAAGCUCGUUGGAAAAUAAUAAUAUUGCCAACACAAAAUGGGUCGAACCCGGGAAGUUCUUCAGGGAGAGCAUGUUGAAGACUGGAAAUUUGAUGCCCAUGCCGGAUAUCAAAGAUAAAAUGCCUAAAAGAUCGUUUUUGCCUAAGAUUAUUGCCGCAAAAUUGCCAUUUUCAUCCCUCAAAAUUGAUGCAAUGAAGAAAAUGUUUCAUGUGAGUGAUGACGAUGAUGAUGAUUCCAGGUUGGUUCAUAUGAUCACUGAUGCUUUGAAUGAAUGCGAGCGGGCUCCCAGCCCAGGGGAGACGAAACGGUGUAUUGGAUCUGGAGAGGAAAUGAUCGACUUUGCCACCUCUACUUUGGGCCCAAACAUUAUGGUGAGGACCACUGAGAAUACUAAUGGGUCCAAUGGUGACAUUUUGAUCGGGCCUGUGACAGGGAUUAAUGGCGGGAAUGUCACCAAGUCAGUUUCUUGUCAUCAGAGCUUCUUUCCCUACUUGUUGUAUUAUUGUCAUUCGGUUCCUAAGGUUCGGGUUUAUGAAGCGGAUAUACUGGAUCCGACUUCUAAGGUCAAGAUUAACCAUGGGGUAGCUAUAUGUCAUGUCGAUACGUCUUCGUGGAGUCCGGGUCAUGGAGCAUUUCUGGCACUGGGUUCGGGUCCGGGAAAGAUUGAAGUGUGCCAUUGGAUCUUUGAGAAUGACAUGACAUGGACUAUUGCUGACUGAUUUAAACAGUUAGAGAUAUUCAUUAUGUGCAACUUUAGCUUUUCUGUUUUGUACUUCGGAAACAAUCAUUUAAUAAUUAAUUUUUGUGUUAAAUUUAUAUUUUGC
Oldenlandia corymbosa var. corymbosa is the source of this 2126-nucleotide messenger RNA. Lineage: Eukaryota; Viridiplantae; Streptophyta; Magnoliopsida; Gentianales; Rubiaceae. The record is from the annotation of a GenBank genome assembly.